AGUCCACAAAUAGACGGGCGUAUGCCUGCUGCGCCCUGCUGUGCCCGUGCACAAUUGUGUUGGCUAAUUAUCUUGGGUACUCUGCCAUUUGUAUUGUUCAUUCAAAUGAGUAAAUUCUGCGCGAGAAGACGCGCGUAGAGAUUGGAUCGGACAUGCACGCUAAUCAAAAGAAGAAGGCGCGCGCACGUAAUCGGCCCAGAAACAAAUGCAACCGGUCCGGCGAAACCGAGCAGGCGAAAAUCCUGGAUGUUCCAGAAUCCGUGCCCGUCUCCUCCGACUUGGAGCAGGUUGAGCCGCAGCCCGAGCCACCUAAAGUCGAGCCGAACACCAGCGCCAUUUACCUAAUACAAAAGAUUCUGCGCAAGAAACUGUUGGCCAAAAAAAGUCCAUCGGUGGCGACAAGUCCAGCAAACGCUGCUCCAGCCAAAGUGCCCGCUCCUCCGCCAAAACUUGCCAACGGCAACCAAAGUGAUGAAGUGAGCGAGCUUCUAAAAUGCAUUGGAAACAAGCUGCAAAAAGGUUCCGCCGAGUUGCCGACGGGUGCGGUUUUCAGUCAGCUUGGCAAGAUGUUCAGCACGGCGCCCUUGAGCGACUCGGAGUCAUCCGACGAGGAGGCCGAGUACGUGGAGUACAUAUACAAGCCGCGGCAAUAUUUCAUGGCAUCGCUGUGCAACCAUUGCAAGGUGGAUCUGUGCGGCCGGCAGCCGAUGCCGUGCAGAGGCUGUGGCUUGGUCUACUACUGCAGCGUGCUCCACAUGCGGGACGAUCAGGAGCACCGCCAGUUGUGCUACGGCCUGCGCCAGUUGGUGGAGCGCAAUGGGCACGAUACCUUCUAUAAGUGCGGCGACUUUACUGCCGAACAGUUUCGCUCGUAUCGCAUUGUGUGCAUACGUCAGCUGGAGCAGGCCAUAAAUCGUUCCUUAACGGCCACUGAGCAGGAGGUGCUGCUCUUUCCCUUCAUUUGCGGGCAUGUCCAGUGCCGGGAGCACAGACUAAAGAAGCUAGCCGCGUGCGGGCGCUGUAGCGAGGCUGCCUUCUGCAGGGAUAAGCCGGAUCAUUUGGGCGCUGGACAUGCCGAGUGGUGUGGCGCAUUCAGACUCUUCAAGGUAUUUGUCAUGUUCCAGGCGAAGUUCGGACGGCUGGAACCACCGUUGCCCGACAAGGUCUUGAGAGAUGCACCACUUGCCAGCACCAAUACCAGGCAAAUAUUGAAAAAGUUAAGUUUUGAUGUAACCGAUGCAUGCGAGUUUGCCGCACUUACGCAGAUAUCCACAGGACCUCUAACCGCAUUUUUAGCCCUAAAGCUUUGCGGACGUCUGAAAGCCAAGGAGCUAACAAUUCAUUUGGUCGGGGCGGAAAUGGAAUUCGAAGUUGACGUAUUUCAGAAGUGGGAGAUUUUCUUGCUGCACAUUUUACCUGCAGUUGCAACGUUGAAUGUCGUUUUCGUUGGACCAGAGCUAAAUACCAAGAAUAUAUCCUUUGACCAACUAUCAAAGAUUAGAUGUUGUCGUUUGUGUCGCAAGGCACAACGCACUGUGAAAUAUCAUUUUGAGAAUCAACUUUAUCACAAUUAUUGCUCGGCAGCAGAUUUUCAAAAACCGGACUUAGCCUGUUUUUUCAACUCGGGACUGUAUCGGGCUACUGGCUAUGCAUUGGAGGACACCUGGCCGGAGACAAUACGGGCAACUUUGAAUCUCAAAUGUCCUGUUGUCGUUACAUCUUAUACUAAAUACGAAGCGCCGCUGGACUUGAGUCAUUUUCUCAAUCAGUCGAAUCGUCAGUUAAGUGUGGUGCUGCCGCCCACCACAAAUCCCUUUGGGUCAGAGAAGCCGGAACGUAAUUUUAUAUCAGACGAUGAUGCACCUUUCAUGUUCAAAAAUUUUCAAUGUUUUGUUAUUGAGUAAGUUAAGCUACACCUGUUGUAACACCUGUUGAUUUCCCAUCCCAGUAAAGGGUCAAGCUAUCGAUUCUGGAAGUUC
This is a messenger RNA of Drosophila novamexicana, 1979 nucleotides long. RefSeq lists its product as uncharacterized. NCBI's taxonomy places the organism in Eukaryota, Metazoa, Arthropoda, Insecta, Diptera, Drosophilidae. The record is from RefSeq and is a predicted model, not a curated record. Gene Ontology annotation, cellular component: extrinsic component of mitochondrial inner membrane. The coding region runs from base 153 to 1904 and encodes 583 amino acids. The transcript has 7 exons.